Octodon degus (degu) is the source of this 5517-nucleotide messenger RNA. It is a transcript of the gene Hk2, whose product is annotated as hexokinase 2. Gene Ontology annotation, biological process: glycolytic process; glucose 6-phosphate metabolic process; intracellular glucose homeostasis. The transcript has 18 exons. The record is from RefSeq and is a predicted model, not a curated record. NCBI's taxonomy places the organism in Eukaryota, Metazoa, Chordata, Mammalia, Rodentia, Octodontidae. Gene Ontology annotation, cellular component: cytosol; mitochondrion. Bases 444 to 3197 code for a protein of 917 amino acids. Gene Ontology annotation, molecular function: ATP binding; mannokinase activity; D-glucose binding.
CAAUAAGCCACAUUGUUGCACGAAACUCCAGCGCUGGAGUCCCAGGCCACUGGCAACAUCGUGUCAGUCCCAGGCCACUGGCAACAUCGCUCGCCGGAGCAUCGUGGGAGUAAGCCGAAGAGAUCCGACUGCCUUAGUGAAACUUGGCUGUGAUUCUUCUUAAGUGACCGUGUGGCUGGCUCGACACUGGGUAACCAAAAAAGUAGCCUGAAGUGAUACUUAGACAGCUUCUAGCAAUUGACUCCAAAAACCUCUUUCUAGAGACCCGAGACCACCCCAGCCGGUCCGCAAACACUAUUAGCCUGCUUUGGCUGCCUCCUGGGACCCCCGUUCCCUGCCAAGCAGCCGAGCCCGGGUACAAAGCGGUCGGCCCGCGCCACUCGCCUCCCCCGCAAGCGCUUGCGCCUGGGUUUCCCAACUCCACGCCGCCUGGCUGCAACAGGAUGAUUGCCUCGCAUCUGAUCGCCUGCUUCUUCACGGAGCUCAAUCGUAACCAAGUGCAGAAGGUUGACCAGUACCUCUACCAUAUGCGCCUCUCCGAUGAGACCCUCCUGGACAUUUCUAAGCGAUUCCGCAAGGAGAUGGAAAAAGGGCUUGGAGCUACCACCCACCCCACUGCUUCUGUGAAAAUGCUGCCCACCUUUGUGAGGUCCACCCCUGAUGGGACAGAACAUGGAGAGUUCUUGGCCCUGGACCUUGGAGGGACCAAUUUUCGUGUGCUCUGGGUUAAAGUAACAGACAAUGGGCUUCAGAGGGUUGAGAUGGAGAACCAGAUCUACGCCAUCCCAGAGGACAUUAUGCGAGGCAGUGGCACUCAGCUGUUUGACCACAUCGCCGAAUGCCUGGCCAACUUCAUGGAGAAGCUACAAAUCAAAGAUAAGAAGCUGCCACUGGGCUUUACCUUCUCCUUCCCCUGCCACCAGACUAAACUAGAUGAGAGUUUUCUGGUCUCAUGGACCAAGGGAUUCAAGUCCAGUGGAGUGGAAGGCAAAGACAUUGUGGAUUUGAUCCGGAAGGCCAUCCAACGGAGAGGGGACUUUGAUAUUGACAUUGUGGCCGUGGUGAACGACACGGUUGGGACCAUGAUGACCUGUGGCUAUGAUGACCAGAACUGUGAGAUCGGUCUCAUCGUGGGCACUGGCAGCAAUGCCUGCUACAUGGAGGAGAUGCGCCACAUCGACAUGGUAGAGGGCGAUGAGGGCCGGAUGUGUAUCAACAUGGAGUGGGGGGCCUUCGGGGAUGACGGUGCACUCAAUGACAUUCGCACUGAGUAUGACCAAGAGAUCGACAUGGGCUCCCUGAACCCUGGGAAGCAACUGUUCGAGAAGAUGAUCAGCGGGAUGUACAUGGGGGAGCUGGUGAGGCUCAUCCUGGUGAAGAUGGCCAAGGAGGAGCUGCUGUUCCAGGGGAAGCUCAGCCCUGAGCUCCUCACCACAGGCAGCUUCGAGACCAAAGACGUUUCAGAUAUUGAAGAGGAAAAGGAUGGUAUCGAGAAGGCUCGCCGAGUGCUGGUACGGCUGGGGAUGGAUCCCCUGCAGGAGGACUGUGUGGCCACCCGCCGGGUCUGCCAGAUAGUGUCCACGCGCUCUGCCAGCCUGUGUGCGGCCACGCUGGUGGCUGUGCUGCGGCGCCUCAAGGAAAACAAGGGCGAGGAUCGGCUGCGCUCCACCAUCGGGGUCGAUGGUUCUGUGUACAAGAAGCACCCUCAUUUUGCCAAGCAUCUCCACAAGGCCGUGCGGAGGCUGGUGCCAGAUUGCGAUGUUCGCUUUCUCCGCUCUGAGGAUGGCAGUGGCAAAGGGGCAGCUAUGGUGACUGCGGUGGCUUAUCGACUGGCAGACCAGCACCGAGCCCGCCAGAAGAUCCUUGAGCCUCUAAAACUGAGCCAUGAGCAGCUACUGGAGAUCAAGAGGAGGAUGAAGGUUGAAAUGGAGCGAGGUCUAAGCAAGGAGACACACACCGUAGCUCCUGUGAAGAUGCUGCCCACCUAUGUGUGUGCCACCCCUGAUGGCACAGAGAAAGGGGACUUCCUGGCCUUGGACCUUGGAGGAACAAACUUCCGGGUCCUGCUGGUUCGUGUGCGGAAUGGGAAGCGGCGAGGAGUGGAGAUGCAUAACAAGAUCUACUCCAUCCCCCAGGAGGUCAUGCACGGCACUGGGGAGGAGCUCUUUGACCACAUCGUGCAGUGCAUCGCUGACUUCCUGGAGUACAUGGGGAUGAAGGGCGUGUCACUGCCUCUAGGUUUCACCUUCUCCUUCCCAUGCCAGCAGAACAGCCUGGAUGAGAGCAUUCUCCUCAAGUGGACAAAAGGCUUCAAGGCCUCUGGCUGUGAGGGCGAGGAUGUGGUCACCCUGCUGAAAGAAGCCAUCCACCGCCGAGAGGAGUUUGACCUGGAUGUAGUUGCGGUGGUGAAUGACACAGUAGGAACUAUGAUGACCUGUGGCUACGAAGACCCUCACUGUGAAGUUGGUCUCAUCGUUGGCACAGGCAGCAACGCCUGCUACAUGGAGGAGAUGCGUAACGUGGAGCUGGUGGAUGGAGAAGAGGGCCGAAUGUGUGUCAACAUGGAGUGGGGGGCCUUUGGGGACAAUGGAUGCUUAGAUGACUUCCGCACAGAAUUUGAUGUGGCUGUGGAUGAGCUGUCACUGAACCCAGGCAAGCAGAGGUUUGAGAAAAUGAUCAGCGGCAUGUACCUGGGCGAGAUCGUGCGUAACGUCCUCAUCGAUUUCACCAAGCGUGGGCUGCUGUUCCGUGGCCGCAUCUCGGAAAGGCUUAAGACGAGGGGAAUCUUUGAAACCAAGUUCCUGUCUCAGAUUGAGAGUGACUGCCUGGCCCUGCUGCAGGUCCGCGCCAUCCUGCAUCACUUAGGGCUCGACAGCACCUGUGAUGACAGCAUCAUUGUCAAGGAGGUGUGCGCUGUGGUGGCGCGGCGGGCGGCCCAGCUCUGUGGUGCAGGCAUGGCUGCCGUGGUGGACAAGAUACGGGAAAACCGUGGGCUAGACACCCUCAAGGUGACAGUGGGUGUGGAUGGGACCCUCUACAAGCUACAUCCUCACUUUGCAAAAGUUAUGCAUGAGACAGUGAAGGACCUGGCCCCGAAGUGUGAAGUGUCCUUUUUGGAGUCUGAGGACGGCAGCGGGAAGGGGGCCGCUCUCAUCACUGCUGUGGCCUGCCGCAUCCGCGAGGCUGGACAGCGAUAGGACCCCCAGAGAUUGGCAGGGACAUCUCUGGUUCCCUUUUCCCUGUUUUAAAUUAUAAGGUGUUGUCCCUCUGUGUCUGAGACAGACCCCUUAGCUUUUCUUUAGCAGAAAAGACCCCAGAGGACUAAGUUUUGUCUCUGAAUACGUUCACUGUAGUUUGUAUCCAAGCCCUGCCUUUUCUCAUGCUGAUCACAACCAUUCCCACUGGGUGACUUUUAAAUGCAAUCCUUUGUUAUCUCCUGGCCAAGUUUCUGGUUCCUGUGCAAUCGACAAAAUGGGGACAGUCUUAGCGAUGCGGCUGCCUCCCUGUGGAGCUGAAUGUGACUUUUCUAGGUGGAGCCAUCCCCCUGCAUGAACAGUGACAUCGAUUCUCCACUUAGAGGUCUGAGAGGUUUCCACUAAGAAUGCAAGCCUGAUCCUCCUGCAGGCAGACUUGGAAGAGUGGGGGUGGCCAGAGGAAGGAAAUCUCAUGAGUGUCCACUGGACAGCCUGUCUUCAACAUGCUCAUGAGUGUUGCCCUGUGGAUUCCAGCAUUUAUGGGCCUGGAAUCAAGGAAUCCCCCAUCCAGGCAGUGAAACCAAAGCCAGGAGCAUCCCGUGAGUGGGUUCGCCUCUGCAUCUCAUUGUGGGUGCAUGGAUCCACUGUGAGCAUCGGACCUUGAGGGAAAGGGGAAAUUUGAGUUUAUUUUUAAUAUCUUCCUGCAAAAGUGGAAGUAUCGUGUUUUUAUUUUAAUUUAUGUGUGAAACUUAGUUCAUGAAAUAGGUCUCUUCAUUAUGUGAUCGAUUGUAUGUAAUAUUUAUAUUUGUUAAUUUGUUAUAUAUAUAUAUGUAGAUAGAUAGACAAGGUAUCCUCAGACUUGGCCUCAUUGAUAGAUCAGUUUAGUUUAGGAUGGAAGGUACUGAUAUUGACUAGCUCCUAGAAAUACCUCAUUUGCCUGCAGGAAGAGAAGGGAAGCCUUGGGGGUGAGUGAAUGGCGAAGCAUCAGCUUUCUGGCUCUUUUCUCCCUGGCAGUCUUGAAAAUCUAUGGAAGCAGGAAUGGAGACUGAGGCUGGGCCCAUGGAUUAGAGCAACCACAGCCACUGGCAGCCCUGUCUAGGGACUUCCUUGGCACAGUGUUACAUGGGAUAUGCACCAAAGGAAACCAAAGAAAUCAUUUCAAGUAGACACACUGCCUAGGAGUCUUUAUUUUUUAUGUUCAGGGCAUUAGGUAUGUCAAAGCUGUCUGACAAGAUAAAGGAAGCCACCAGAAAUUUCAAAAAUUUUUUCAAAUUGUCAACCUCAAACCAAAAUGAAGCAAUUAAUGAACCAAACAAAUACCAUCUCAGGGACAACAUUUUUGGUAUGCUUGUGCCCUCUUAGCAAAUUUCACCUUGAGUUUGUCUUGUAAAUGUUUUACAAGAAGUGUGCUUCCCUGGGCUGAGCUAGCAUCAGCCUGCAGGCCUGUUUUUGUGUUUUCUACAUGGUUUUUAUUUCAUGGCAGAGAUUGGGAUGGCCUAGAAGCCUCCAGAUUACUACUUCUCAAGAGUGCAGUUGACUCUCAGUCUAAAAGUCUGCUUCUGCUCCCAAGGAAAACAAUCAUGAACAUGAAGUCUGGAUACAGUAUGAGAAAGAGGAAAGAGCCUGGAGCACUAUUGAAGAAGAUAUAGAAAACAGGAUCAAAACAGGAAAAUGGACAGAAACUCACAAAUUGGUUGAAGCUUAUUUUUGUACAUUUUCUAGCUUGGGCUGAGAACAGGGCCUGGUUAUCACUCUUGAAUAAGAGGGGGAUAAGUAAGUGAACAUGGCCCAGAUCUUCUUGAGAAGGAAAAAGGAAAGGGGACACAUCCUCAUUUGUCACAGUCUGACUUUGCCUGUCUGGAGAAGCUCCUUUGCUACCCUUGUCUGCAGUUAUUAUCUAAAGUGUGGGUGCCUUCAAUUACAAUGAGAAAGUCAAAAGCCACUAUAGACUUGUCAAUCACUAAAGGAUAUCCGUGAAGUACAGAUGAAUUUUAACUUAAUUUUAUUAUUGAAUUUUAACUUAAAUUAUGUGUUUUUAAAUCCUGUGUUCUAAAUGUAUGUGUGGCUAUUAAAGAUGUAUUGUUGGUUUCUAUGCCAGAGCUCUGGACACUGCAUGUUGACUGCCCUCCCCUGGUUGCUGCUGCUCUGCUUGAUGUAAAUAGAGUGCAUCUCAAUCUUUGCCCACAGUGUGCCCAGUAUGGAUCAUCUCAACCCUUUGAGCACUCAAUCUGGUGAAGAUGUUGUCACUGUGUACAAUAAAGAACUAGUUGAAUUAACUAUGUGAUGUUAAAUUUUAUUAAUAAAGUUUAACUUUUUUCAAAAU